Molecule: messenger RNA, 1586 nt
Organism: Saccoglossus kowalevskii
Lineage: Eukaryota; Metazoa; Hemichordata; Enteropneusta; Harrimaniidae
Product: neuronal membrane glycoprotein M6-b-like
Biological process (GO): neuron projection development
Cellular component (GO): plasma membrane
Source: RefSeq, a predicted model, not a curated record
UUUGUAGUGUAUAUAUUUUUCUUGACGUGGAUAGCAGUGGUUGCUAUCUGUAUGAUUCCACUGUGGUGGUUCUCUAUCAUCAAAACAACACACUGUGGCGAUCCAGGUGGAUGUAUCGAUCUCAGACAAUUCGGAUUGGUUCCCAUGACGUUGCCAGAUGAGCAUGCUAGGGUGUGCGGGUCCACGCUGGUGACAAUCUGUGUCGAGAACCCCUGGGAUAUGUACUUACUUGGCACAUUGGGUGCAAUAGCGUGUCUUGUAUUGGUGGGUCACUUUUUGAUGAUAUUUUCUUCAAAUUAUGCUCACAUUCAUGACAAUUUCCACCGGGCAAGAUUGCAGAGAGGACGUAAUGCGGCUUCGUAUAACCCGACUGCAUCACCGAAUCAAUACACACCAGAUGUUAUAACACUUGAAGAGCAGGAAAACCAAUAUGCCACAUCAGGAAGGAGUAGAUCUCGUGAUCCGAUCGGUUAUUCGUCAUCAAAUAACAAAGAUCCUCUCUCUUAUCAGAUGUAGCAUUCUUAUAGGUAUGCCACCGGAAUUCAGAAAUAUUUUCUGAUCUGUUUUGUUGGGGGAGGGGGCAAGCUGCACUUUUCAAAAAGAAUGCAAGUUUUUGUAUAAGAGCAGCUCACACAAUUAGAACGAUCUCCACGGAUCACACAGCGAUUCUUUAUUCUACAAUACUAGCUUUAAUGUAAUAUUUCAACCACAGAACGGACAUUUUUUUCUCUCUACAACACAAGUAUAUUACUUUUUAUUUCUUGCAUAAACUUUUUGCUUUAUUCAAGUAUUUCUUGAGGAAACCACACUUUUCCCCUUUUUUAUAUGUAAUAUGUUAUAUGUAAUUUUUUUUAUCAAAAAUCUGAUUUAAAGAAAAUGAAAACCAUGUGAUUAACUAUUAUGUCUUGAUAUGGAACACAUUACAGUAUGUGCAGUACAUUUCUGGCUCAGAUAUAUCUAAGCUAGUGCUCUCAAUAUUGUUUAUUAACAACAAAAGUAAUAAAAUUUACAAACUAGUUAUACAGUAAAUUAUUUAAAAAAGAAAAUGAUAAACUUUGACAUAUAAAUAUGUUAUAUUAUUUCACUGCCUUAUCUAUCUACUUCAUCUAAUGCUAUUCUCUUAAAUAUAAGCAACUUGUACAGAUUUUCAAUCACACGAGUGACAUUUGAUAAAGCCAUUCAUCAUCAUCAUCAUCAUCAUCAUCAUCGUCGUCGUCUUUGUUGUCUUGGUAACUAAAGCUUUCAGUUACAACAUCGAUGCAUGAAUUUUGUGCAAAAUUCUAACGAGUGGUAAAAACCAGUCCUGACUGUGACCACACCACAGAAGAAUAUGUUGUUUAUCAAUCCGGAAUACAACCAUAUAGUUAUUUAGAUAGCUAAGAAUUGUAUUAUUAUAUUAAGAUGUUGUUUUGUUUAAGAAAACAAAUCAGUGCGUGACAAAUACAAAAAAAAACUACCUAAUUACUGUAAAGAUAAACAAGAAAGUUUCCUUUAUUAUUGUGUCUUGUAUACCAAGUUUUGAAGUGUUGUACUUGUUUGGUUAAAUAAGGUGAUAAUAUAAUCAUGAAAUAAAAAUUUAUAAAUAA